Molecule: messenger RNA, 1618 nt
Organism: Capsicum annuum
Lineage: Eukaryota; Viridiplantae; Streptophyta; Magnoliopsida; Solanales; Solanaceae
Product: putative late blight resistance protein homolog R1A-10
Exons: 2
Coding region: 205-1353 (382 amino acids)
Biological process (GO): defense response to other organism
Molecular function (GO): ADP binding
Source: RefSeq, a predicted model, not a curated record
AUAAAUUCUUCAGAUAUCAUUUCAGCCACUCAGAUGUUAUCUUGUUUAGGUACUGUGUAUCUUUUGUUCUUUACACAUUUGUUUAUUGUUACUCAUAAUAUUGUCUAUCCUUUUCUCAAAUAUCUCUUUCAGUGAUUUUGAAGCUGUAUGAUCUUCCAUUGAAAGGUUAUAAUCGCAAAGGACAAAAACGAGAAUACAGUAGAUAUGGCUCAUGCAAGUGUGGCUUCUCUUAUGAGAACAGUGGAAUCGCUCUUGACAUCCAAUUCACCGAUGCAAUCUCUAUCCUGUGAUUACAGAGAAGAAUUUUGCGCUCUGGAUGAAAAAGUUAGUUCCCUGGAAGUAUUUGUCAAGCACUUUGAGAAAAACAAUGUUUCUGUGGAUAUGACAGAUUUUGAAGUAGAGCUAAAAGAAGUUGCAAAUGUCGUUGAGCACACAAUUAAACUAACUGAAGUUGUAUUGGCAAAUGAUGAAAAGACACAUGAGAGGCUUGCUGAUACCCUGCAACAAGUAGCAGAGGACAUGGAUCGUAUCUGGAAAGAGUCGACAAAGAUUCAAGAUAAAGGCAAACAAGUAUCAGAGGGAUCAUUGGUUCAAGAUUUUUCAAGUUCAACAAAAAGUAUUCUGAAUGUUAACAACAAUAUGGUUGGACGUGAUGAUCAAAAGGAACGCUUGUUAGAAGAUCUGAGUAUAAGCUACUCUGGCGAACAGAAAGUCAUCCCGAUAGUCGGGAUGGGAGGCAUAGGUAAAACAACAUUAGCGAAAGAAGUUUACAAUCAUGAAUCAAUUCUACGCCGUUUUAAUGUUCGUGCCGGGGCUACUGUAUCUCAACAGCACAACAUAAAGGAAAUUUUGCUGAGCCUUCUACAAUCGACGAUCAAAAUGUAUGACACGGUUAAGACGAAAGGUGAAGCAGAGCUAGCGGACAUGCUGCAGAAAAGUUUAAAGAGAAAGAGGUACUUAAUUGUCUUGGAUGAUAUCUGGAGUUGUGAAGUGUGGGAUGGCGCGAGACGAUGCUUUCCGACUGAAGACAAUGCAGGGAGUCGAAUACUAUUGACUACCCGUAACGAUGAAGUAGCUUGUUAUGCUGGUGUAGAGAAUCUUUCUUUGCGGAUGAGCUUCAUGGAUCAAGAUGAGAGUUGGAGUCUUUUCAAAAGUGCAGCAUUCUCAAGUGAAGCAUUACCAUAUGAGUUCGAGACUGUUGGAAAGCAAAUUGCAGAUGAAUGUCACGGGUUACCACUAACAAUUGUUGUGGUUGCAGGGCUUCUCAAAUCUAAAAGGACAAUAGAAGAUUGGAAAAGUGUUGCUAAAGAUGUCAAGUCAUUCAUCACAAAUGAUCCUAAUGAACGAUGUUAACGUGUGCUUGGGUUGAGUUACGAUCACUUGACAAACAAUCUAAAAACAUGUCUUCUGCAUUUCGGAAUUUUUCCAGAAGACAGAUAUUCCAGUGAAGAGAUUGGUGAGAUCAUGGAUGGCUGAGGGGUUCCUGAAGAUGGAAAAUGAUUUGGAAGGAGAGGCUGAGAAGUGUUUGCAAGAGCUUGUCGAUAGAUGUCUAGUCCUCGUCUGCAAGAAAAGUCGAGAUGGAACAAAAUUUAAAAAAAAAUUAAAAAUCCAACGAAAA